Molecule: messenger RNA, 471 nt
Organism: Sordaria macrospora k-hell
Lineage: Eukaryota; Fungi; Ascomycota; Sordariomycetes; Sordariales; Sordariaceae
Source: RefSeq, a predicted model, not a curated record
AUGCAACAGGAUGUCGAAGAGCUGCGGAGGGGUCUGCAGCAAAUUGCCACUCAAGCGGCCUCUGGCUCCUCCCAGGCCAACAACGCACAAGCUGACGACGACAUGGACAUGAUGGAGGGCGACAUGGGGCCAGACGAACUGGCGGCCUUGGGGGCAGCUGAGGCCGCGGCACUUGUGGCAACAAACAGUACCACCCAGCUCUCCACCGUGAUGAGGGACGGAAUAAGCGGACUCAUCGACUGCGUCAGUACCAUUGAAAUACCGCCCAAGUUCGUUUUCGCUGCGCUCGUCAGACUGUACGACUCAUCCGGCGACGCUCGCAUGCUCGAGAAAUGGGAGCGCUUCCAGAAACAAGGCCUGCUCGACCAGAGCUACUGCUUGCAUGGUAUUCUGUACUGGGGCCAUGACGACCAUCGUGUAGCCAACGCCAGUGCCAAAAAAGGCCCCAGUGUUGUUGCAGGACGAAUCUGA